CUUUCAGAUCACUACCAGCUCGGUGCUGCACAUCAAAGUGCUUGACCACUCCAGUUUUCGCAAGGACACUUUGCUAGGCGAGCGCACCAUCCACUUGGCGCACGUACUGCAACAAUUCAAUGGCAGAUGCGAGUUUCUUGAACUUACAAUGGAUCUGAUAGCCACUUCCAAAUCAGAUAAUCGGCAAACAAAAAUCGGUGAACUUGUCGCAGUGCUCAACGGACUCAAGCUGGACAUGCCCGGCGCGGUGCAACAAAAUGGUAAUGGCGUGUCAAUGCUGCCGCCUCCCAACGAAGGCGCUGUGUUGCCGCUUGCUGCCGGUCGCAGUUACAUGAUACAAGGUGGCAUACGUGCGCGCAUGCGCGUGCGCAGUAUCGAAAACGGCAUGCUAGCCGCAUCAGCAGCUUCGGCAGGGAGUGGAGGUAGCGUGUCACACAUGGCAGUUGCCGCCGGCGGUGGGUCACGUUCGCCCAUAGCCAAUGGCAAUUUGGAACGCUGCAGCAGUGGUAGUUCACAAAAUGGUGCGGUGCGACGUGCUGCCCCGCCACCACCCGUUUGGGAACAACAACAGCCAAUGCCACAAACACAGACGCAACAUGUGGCGCUACAGCAACAGCAACAAUUGCAAGCACAACAACAACACCAAUCACAAAUGCAGGUGCAGCGCAUACCGUCGAUGAAUGGCGGCGCAGUGGCGGUGAAUGCUGCCGGCGUGCAAGUGCGUCCAAUGUCGCAAAUGUAUGCGAAUGGUGGGGUUAGUGGUCAGCCAUUACCGCUGCCACUGCCGUCACAGCAACAGCCGCAAACACAGCAGCAGCUUAUGGAUAGUGCGCUGAUGAGCGCGGCAGGCGAUCAGGCUGCAUUGUUGGCGCAAGCGCCAAUGCCGGUAUCCAAUGUGACUGAUCAGCAGUUGCAAGCCGCCCAAGCGGACGAUGAACCGCUGCCUGCUGGCUGGGUAAUACGCUUCGAUCAGUACGGCCGCCGCUAUUACGUCGACCACAAUACGCGUUCCACCUACUNUGCCGCCCAAGCGGACGAUGAACCGCUGCCUGCUGGCUGG
Molecule: messenger RNA, 1060 nt
Organism: Rhagoletis zephyria (snowberry fruit fly)
Lineage: Eukaryota; Metazoa; Arthropoda; Insecta; Diptera; Tephritidae
Product: E3 ubiquitin-protein ligase Su(dx)-like
Biological process (GO): apoptotic process; positive regulation of apoptotic process; hippo signaling
Cellular component (GO): cytosol
Molecular function (GO): molecular adaptor activity; protein binding
Source: RefSeq, a predicted model, not a curated record